Molecule: messenger RNA, 666 nt
Organism: Coccomyxa subellipsoidea C-169
Lineage: Eukaryota; Viridiplantae; Chlorophyta; Trebouxiophyceae; Coccomyxaceae
Exons: 1
Coding region: 137-406 (89 amino acids)
Source: RefSeq, a predicted model, not a curated record
UCUUGAAUAUUGUGCCAGAGUUUGACUCCUGAUCAGUGAGCAGAUUCGUGCAGAAACCUCAGCCCAGGCGCCAAUAUGAAUUUUCGGCAUAAUCUUUUUGGAUAGCCGGCCAUUCAAUUAUUGGACAGAUCGAGAAAUGCUCUGUUUUUUGUGGCAGUGUUAUGUGAUCAGAUGUGGUGCAUUAUAUGCAGCUUUGUCGUGCCUGCUUGUCCAGAAAGAGCAGUUUGCUCGCUUGCCAGUACCAGUGCAAACAAUUUUGGGGAGGGAUGUUCAAAGGGAUUUGAGUUGUGCCCUAUAUGUGGACAACUGUUGGCUAGUGCGAGUUGACUUCCCAUGGAGCCUUUUUGUCAAGCGCAUUACGCAGCAUUUGCCUAUUUCAGAUGGAAGGCAACUUGCUAUGCUGUGAAUUGUGAGCUUUGUGUGCUACAUAUAUGUCUAGACAUGACUAUUUCCUGCCGUUCCAGACGUCACAGUCAGUUCCUGUAUCAUAGAGGAUCCUGUGAUUUUUGACGAUACCGUCCACUGGAACUUGAAGUAUGGUGAGCGCAGUGCUUUGUGGCGCUGUUGGGUGGAGAGUGACGUCAUAAGCAAUGCAAUACUUGUUGAUGACAUUGGGAUGCAAAUGGUGUUUCCAUGAUGAUGAAUACAUUAAAAUGCUUAUAAAGU